UGCAUGUUGUCCCAGCUUCAAUCGCGCGAAGCUAUCUAAGCCGAUAAGCCGAAAAUUAUUUAAAUUUCACGCACCGAAUUAAAUCGUUUACUUAAUUGAUUGUUGUAGAUGUAUCUCUCGGUAGAUGUAUACUGUAUAAUUUAUCGGCGAUACUUGAUGGCUCGCGAAUUCUCUCCGUUGUUAAUGAAUUUAAACGUGAUUAAAUAACGUUUUACCUUCUUCGGGCUUCGCGUUUUUAUAACUUUCCGCAAGCUCGAUUGUCAAAAAUUCUUCAAACAAAGAAACAAUCGAAUUUGCUUCGAAAUCGAUUUACGUAACGUAAGCACGUAUAAGCAUCUUCAUAAGCGCGACAAAAGAUUUCUUUUCUCUUGCAAAUCUCCCUCGCGAGGAGAUCACCACCAUCGGAUAAAAGCUUUACGGCGUCGAAAGCUUUUUGGCGAGAUAAAGAAAUAAAGAAGGAAACUUAGAGUAAAGACAUCCGCAUCAAUGGAGUGUACCUUUCGCACACGUGUCGUUUCGGUCCGUUUCCCUCUCCAUUGCAAGGUGGCUGAGGCAAACCAAUCCGGGUUAAAACGGCUGAUGCAAUCACGACGGAAGAGCACAUCUAUCGCUCUUAUUCACGUAUCUUUUUUUCAGCGGUCGGCCGAGACACGAGAUAUUAAGACGGUUGCUCGAAUCGGUGUAAAUUAAUCGCUACUUAUUCGCGCGUGCAUACAGGGUGUUUCCUCGCUAAGCGCACCUCUGAGUCAGCGCUUCCCUCUCUCGCAGGAAGGUAUAUCUACAUAGUUUCUAAUCGUGAGCGAUCGAGGAGUCUUGUCAACUAAGGCACGCAUGGGACGAGCGGACGAUAAGAUUCCGUCUUUCUCCGUUAUUUUCAGAUGCAGCUGUGCCUCGUUUAUCUUUUGACGCUCGUCGUCGCAACCGACGUAGCCUUCGGAAAUCCUUUGACAUUCUUUCUAAUGACAAAUGCAUCAUAUACGCGGACAAACGUCGAUCAUCCCAGCACACCGAAUAGACUGAAAAGUGAGAUUAAACCAGUUGGCAUGAAAAAGAGCGGCUUCACGACAACGUGGACCAGAAUUUUGCAGAAUCCGCCGGAUUCUUUAGAAGUUGCCGUUGGGAGUCGCGUCGAACUGCAAUGCGAGGUAGUUGGAAAUCCGCCGCCCCAGGUUUAUUGGAUAACAGGAAACGAGCCGGAAAGGCAGAUUCAGGAGUUGACCGCGCGGGCUCAAAAAACGAGCAGCCAUAUAUCCACGGAAUGGGAAGGACUUAGUCAAAUCACUUCCACAUAUGUGAUCGAUUGCGUCAAAGUUGAAGAUCAAGGUUUAAAGUAUUGCGUGUCCGUAUCUAAAAAUAUAGUGACUCAAUCGGCGCCGACGGUAUUACUCGUUAAUAGCACCAAGGCUACCGAAUGCAAUAGAGAGACUCAGCCAACUAUCACCUUGCAUGCUUCUUGGAGAUUCGCUCUUAAUGAAAACACGGCAAUUCUUCCAUGCAGAGUCGUGGGCCACCCGGCGCCUUAUCUAUUCUGGUUAGAUAAUUCGAGCAAAAUCAUAAGUCCCACCACACACGCGAGACACACUGUUCUACCUAGUGGCGAUCUGCAGAUAACGGAUCUUGAUUGGCCCGAUAUGGGUGAAUAUACUUGCAAAGUACAAUCAGGAUAUACGGAGAAGAGCAUCUCCACAUUUCUAUAUCCUGUACUUUUCACAUCAAAAGGCAAAUGAUAAAUUCCGUGUAAGAAGGCUUCAAAAGAUUUCUGUAUUUUUAAUGCCCUUUGCCAUAAAUGAUCAAAAUCUAUUACUUAUUAUUUGUUUAAAAAUAGAAUGUAAUUUAAUUUUUUAGAAAUAUCACGUAUUAGAGAAAAGUACUUAUUUUUUUUUAUUUUUGUUAUAUUUACGAUACCAGUGCUACUUGUUCUCGAAAGCUCGAUAUUCGAGCGACAGAUUCACUUCUUACGUCGGAUCACAUAAAAAAAGUUUUCUCUUAUACUCAUAUCGAAGAAAGUUUGAGUCGAGUAUGGUUUUAAUAAAUGUGAUCUACACCAUCUACGCUUAAAAAAAAAAUGUUUACGCCCAUUAUAUUUAUCAUAAAAAUCUUGAAACAUAUAUUUUUAGCAGACUAACUUUCUUUGUUUUACUGAUGUCCAUAACGUAUUUUAAACUAUU
Molecule: messenger RNA, 2168 nt
Organism: Acromyrmex echinatior (Panamanian leafcutter ant)
Lineage: Eukaryota; Metazoa; Arthropoda; Insecta; Hymenoptera; Formicidae
Gene: ImpL2
Product: Ecdysone-inducible gene L2
Biological process (GO): axon guidance; homophilic cell-cell adhesion; dendrite self-avoidance
Cellular component (GO): axon; plasma membrane
Molecular function (GO): cell-cell adhesion mediator activity
Source: RefSeq, a predicted model, not a curated record